Messenger RNA from Argentina anserina (silverweed cinquefoil), 1692 nucleotides. RefSeq lists its product as uncharacterized. The coding region runs from base 834 to 1556 and encodes 240 amino acids. Lineage: Eukaryota; Viridiplantae; Streptophyta; Magnoliopsida; Rosales; Rosaceae. The record is from RefSeq and is a predicted model, not a curated record. The transcript has 2 exons.
GACAAAGACCAUCUCCAUUCAUAGUACCGAUGGGGAGGUCCAAUACAUUAAUCUCAGCAGUUAAUUGAGCAUAUUGAUUACCAAAAGAUAAAUGAAAGCGGACCUCUGAUUUGAAACCAAAUCUAAAGACGUACAACUAGGAAGAGACAACAAUGCAGUUUAGACCAUUUCGAACCAUUCAUUUACAAUGAUGCCUUCUGCAUCAUCAAUUACCAAAGUCAAUGACUACAAAACAAUAAAACACAAAAAAUAAUACAUAAUAUAAAGAUGUAAGUGAAUCAAACGUAAAACCAUGAAGAAAAUAAGAAAAUUGAAAAGUAAUACCAUAGCAUACUGUAUGUCUGUUUCAUGUAUUGAAUUUCUAUACCGCCUUAUCUAUUCACAUACGAACACUGAGUCCUCUCAUAAGAACCAACUCAUAAUAGAAGCAGGUCAAUUCCCGAGCGCUCAAAACCCUAUACCUACAUCUAACUAGUAGAACCAAAUAAUAAAAUUGCUAGAGCACGAAAAUCCCAAGAAACGAAAUUAGAGACCAGCAUACAUAUCUCGCGACCAGCAUACACGAACGAGGCAACCGGAAUGUAAGACUACCUCCAUGGACACUCUUCUCCGCCUCAACAGGCUCAUUCUCAUAGGGCUUCCUGCAGCCGGGACAGCGACCAUCCCCCUCAAGGAUCCUCUUGUGGCAGAAAAGACACAGCCUAAAUCCACACAAGCACGGCAAGAAGCUGGUGUCUGUCAAAUCCAAAUCUUCAUAGCAUAUAGGACACGAGGACAGCGGAGACACCACACUGUUACAGGCCCACGGAUUACCACCACAGAAUCCUUUCCUGAUGGAAUUCGGCAAGCUGAGCUGCUUUCGGCAUAACUCUCCCACACUGAGGCUUCAAAUUCUCAACCUGACGAGCAGGAACCAGUUUCGCAAUCGGCUCAUGCAUCCGGGGCGGCUCCAAAGGCAGAUUCUUCGGCUUCUCAUCGGCCGCCAAGGCAUCCACCACGGCCUCCCAAUCAUCCAGGCAGCCAUCAUCCUCAUCCUCCUCCGUAAUAUUCCCAGAGCAACAAUCACCGCUGCUGCUACUGCUGCUGCUGGAUCCGGUGAAAGUCUCCGAAUCAUGGCCCCCCAGCACACUGAGUGCGAUACGAGCUUCGGCGGAGCAGCAGAGACCUCGCCGGCCACCGUCCAGCGAGCUCUUUCCUUCCGUCAGCGAGUUCCUUCCCUUCCGGCAGCGAGCUCCUUCCCUUCCGGCAGCAAGCUUGUCUUCUUCUCCUUCCCGACCCUUCCGGCAGCGAGUCUCGUCCAGCAAGUUUCUCCGGUGCAGACUUCACCGGCCGCCGUCUUCAGCGACAAGACCGUCGGCCGCAGCGACGACGCCUUCAACACCUUCUUUCCGAGACCGGCGCCGGCAAGCACGUCCCUCGCGCCAUCUUCGUCGACCUCGAGCCCACCGUCAUCGACGAGAUCCACACCGGCACCUACCGCCAGCUCUUCCACCCCGAGCAGCUCAUCUCCGGCAAGGAGGACGCCGCCAACCCCUUCGCGUCGCCAUUCUCAGUAGAGCUUCCGAAGCCGACCCACGAUUUCUAGACUUCCCAUCUUCAACUUCCAAGUCCUCUAACCCGAUUCUAAUACCUUCUCUCGGUGGAGCUCCAUUCCAAGACCCGGCCCGGAUUUCUGAGCCCAACAUUCAACAC